Stylophora pistillata is the source of this 3221-nucleotide messenger RNA. RefSeq lists its product as uncharacterized. The record is from RefSeq and is a predicted model, not a curated record. Gene Ontology annotation, biological process: folic acid-containing compound biosynthetic process. NCBI's taxonomy places the organism in Eukaryota, Metazoa, Cnidaria, Anthozoa, Scleractinia, Pocilloporidae. Gene Ontology annotation, molecular function: dihydroneopterin aldolase activity; 2-amino-4-hydroxy-6-hydroxymethyldihydropteridine diphosphokinase activity.
UAGGAAUCAAGGCAAAAUGGAUGUUCUAGAGAUAAAUGGUCUUCGAGUUCGCUCUGAAGUUGGUAUCAGUCCUCAUGACAGGGGCAAACUGCAAGAGCUGACCAUUAACAUACACCUCCGGACCUCAAUCAAGAAAGCUGGCGAAUCAGAUUGUGUGGAGGACACCAUCAACUACAGAACGAUCACAAAAGACGUCCUAUUUCAUGUAGAGAACAAGAAGUACAAUUUGGUUGAAGCAGUUGCUACCGAUGUUGCCCGUAUUUGCGUGGUGAGACAUGAUGUUCAGUCAGUUAAGGUAACUGUUCAUAAACCAAACUCUCUGCGCUUCUCUGACAGUUCAUCUGUGACAAUUGAACGAUGCACAGAAGACUUUGAAUGGAAUGAGGUUCACAUAUCAAUUGGAUCGAACAUUGAGCCUCAAAGAAAUUUACCGCUGGCCAUAAGUAUGUUAAAAGAGAAAAUGGAGGUUGUGAAGUUGUCCAGCGCUUUCAAAACAACUCCCGUCGGUUUCAAAGAUCAGGACGAUUUUAUCAAUAUGGCAGCCAUUGUGAAGACCAAACUCGACCCAGCAGGUUUAAAACAGGUCCUGCUACAAGUAGAAGAUAAACUUGGACGGGUUCGAAUUCCUGAGAAUAAGAACGCACCAAGGACUAUCGACCUGGACAUUUCAUUCUGGGGAAACAUGACAUUUGAAUACAAACUUAACAAUGGUUCUGCUGUAAAAUCGUGGUCAGUUCCUGAGCCAGACGCUUGCAAACAUUCUCACGUGAUUAUACCACUUGCUGACGUCACACCAGAUUUUGUUCAUCCAACCACGAGGAAACCUUUAAAAUUGAUUGCGACAGAAGUGAGUGGUAAUGAUGACUUCCGUUCUGUCUUUCCUGUCACUCAGAUUUGCUCGAGCAAUGGAGCUCACACAAAUGGUAAAGAAGAUGCCUUGAUUCUGGCAGACAAAUUGAAGUAUAUUCAGAAAGGAACCAGCAAGAAGCCGUCCAAUAACGAGCUGCAUUUGAAUGGGUCUGCCCAUCGUGGGAAGAAUCCUGUUGCUUUAGUGACAGGCGCGGCGAGGCGGCUUGGAGCGUGUAUUGCCACACGGCUUCACGAAAUUGGAUACAGUGUCUUGGUGCAUUACAACACGUCUGCCGAAGAUGCUACUACUCUGGUUCAGCAACUAAAUAGUGUACGACGGGAUUCAGCUCGUAAAAUUCAAGCUAACCUUGCCAAAGAUUCACAUAAAACGUCUCAGACAAUUAUAGAGGAGUCCUUAGAGGCUUGGGGGCGACUGGACGUAUUAGUAAACAACGCAUCUCAAUUCUACCCCACAAAAGCUGGAGAGGUGACUCAGCAGGAGUGGGGCGAGCUCCUGGAGACAAACCUGACUGCCCCAUUCUUCUUGUCUCAGGCUGCCUUUCCCAGCCUGAAGGCUUCAGGCGGAUGCAUAAUCAACCUGUUGGAUAUCCAUGCUGACCGGCCCCUUGAAAAGCACUCAGCUUACUCCAUUUCAAAGGCUGGUCUGAGCAUGUGCACCAUGGCCCUUGCAAAGGACUUCGCACCUUUUGUGCGAGUUAAUGGUAUCAGCCCUGGAGCUAUCUUAUGGCCCGAGCAUAUUAACGAAAAAUCCUUGGGUUCUAAAGUGACGGAAAUUCUGAAGAGGAUCCCCCUAAAUCGUAAAGGCGAAUCUGGGGACAUUGCCGAGGCAGUGGACUUCCUUGCGUCCUCAGCAGAGUACAUAACUGGACAGAUCAUCCGAGUGGACGGCGGUAGAUCAUUGAACCAGUAAAGUUGUGAUAAAUAACCUGAGCCCUUACGAUGUCUAUUUUGUAUCACUAAUAUUCUACCCAUGUUCUAUUGCAAAUUAUAUGAUAAGCUGAGUUAUAUACGAAGGACAGACCCACGCGGCCGAUCUUUUACACGUGGUCUCGCCCAAACCGCGGUUUUUACGCAAGCGGUGAGCCUCAGAGUUUCUCUAUGAAAGGGCUGUUUAAAUUAAUUAAAUGUUAUUCUAUUGCUAGUUAUCGGUCCUCUUGAAACUGUCAGUCGUAAAAAUUCAUGUUUUAGAUAAAAGAUUCAGCUAAACGGAAGGUUGUUUAGAAGGCGGUUUUCUUGAACAACAGCUACUCUUUAUUUAAAUAAAGUCACCGCUAACAGCAUUUUGCUUUUUUUUAUCUGAUAAACAAAUAGAUUCCAUCUUGCCAUAGGUCUGUACAGUUAUACAUCACUGAAGACAUCAAAUAAUGAAAGGGAAAUCAGUGACAAAGUUGGCUGAACUUCCCGGUGUGUCUCUUCAUUGUUCUUACCCCAUUCUUACGUCAUCUUUGACGUGUCACAAAACAGACGCACGGCAACGUGGAACCAAUUUGUUAACUAUACCCGUUCUUGCUAUCUUCUGAUUAAAAGACAAAGAAAAACAGACAAAUUUCGAGAUAAGAAAAUCGUUUAAGCACGCGAGAAAUUAAUUGCUUUAGUUUAGCCAUAGGACUGGAAGAUAUUCAGUGUGGCUUUGCCUUUGAGGGAAAGUUGUUUGAGGGGAAGCAUAAAUGGGUUUAUCUUGAAAGAUUAUUUCGUACGUCUUUUUCAGCUCGAAUAGUGUCUAUGUUGUAGUUCCAUUUUAUCCUUGGUUCAAAUUUUAUUUUCCUUUGUUCUCGGUCAUGUUAAUGUAUGAUAAUGAGUUUGAAACAAAAGAAAAUAAAAUUUGAACCAAGGAUAAAAUUGAGCUACAACAUCUACAUCAUGAGUAAAACAUAUCUUCUGGAAAGACAUAUUGUUAUCAGAUAACUUAUUCCUCAAAAAAAAAAAAUCUCAUGAAAUGUAGAUCGUUUGAGAUCUGGUCGACGCUGGAUGCUAUAAUUCACAAUAUAUUUGCUGAUAUCAUUCACAUCAAUCUUACUAAUCCCUACAGCGAGUAGACAUGUAUCGUUUCAAGUUCUGUAGAAUAAAUCACUUAGCUCCAUUAAGUCGUAUCUCUUGACUGGCUGCUGCCUCGAGUCUUCUGAACUGCAUGAUUCCAUUUUGAGGACCAGAUAUUAUUCAUCGCGGGGCGGAAGAGUAUUUUUUCGGGGGAGGGGGGUCACACGAUUUUGACGAGGAGUAGUGUGGGGAUCAGUCGUCGCCAACAGAGUUCGAAGGAGGGACCAUAGAAAAUUCACUGUCCAUUAACUUCCAAUGAGGGGGCAGGGAUGGGGGAGAAGGGAUCAUAAUAAGAAUAUUACAGAGCCUUAUUG